CACUGGGGAGGAGACAUUAAAACCUCAUAUGUUGUCACUGAGUAUGCUGUUAAUAUUUCGGCAAAAGUACUCCGGGGAUCCACAACAACAACUCUACAGAGAGCAGCACUUCUACUGAGAAAAUAUGCAAAGCCCUCCUAAGCCUCAAUUUGCCAGCUGGCUCAUAGAGCAGGUGGAGACGGGCCAGUACACGGGCCUGAGCUAUGUGGGCCAAAACAAGUUCAGAGUCCCCUGGAAGCAUAACUCCAGGAGGGACUGCAAUGAUGAGGACAGUAAAAUAUUCCGGGCAUGGGCAGUAGCAAGUGGAAAAAUUAAUGAAUUCCCCAAUGACAAAGCCAGGUGGAAAACCAACUUCCGAUGUGCUCUUAACAACCUCUCCGUGCGCUUCAAGAUGAUAAAGGAUAAUUCCAAAAAUUCUGACGACCCUCAUAAAAUCUACGAGAUUAUCAACACUGGGUACAACUAUGAAAGUCUGCCAAAACAAGACUCUCAGGAGGAUUCUGACAUGGCUCCAGAUAUCUACAGUUCUCCCAGAGAGUACCUCCCCUCAGGAAAUGAGCACAAUCUGCUUAACAAUUUUAUGGCUUUGGAUCUCGGCAAUCAGUCAGCAGAGGAGCAACCAUGGGCAGCAGAGGGCUAUGGUCAGCACAAUCCGGCUGCCCUGCCUUACCCUGCUGCAGCUGAGAGCCACCCACCAUUUUUACCAGAUCAGCCUGCUUACUGUGAGGUAAAUCCUCCACCAGUCAUCAGUCUACCUUUGCAGCCUUCAAUAUACGACCUGGAGAUCUCCAUCCACUACAGGAAAAAGGAAAUGCUCAAAACCACUAUGACUACUGCCCUUCUCCAGCUCCACUACCAGCACGAGGCCCUUGACUCCAGUGCCCAUCAUCUCUGCUUCCCCUCAACUGAUGGUCUGUUUGACCACAAACAGGUCGAGUACACCAAUCGCAUCCUCAGCAGCAUCCAGAGAGGUCUGUUCCUGGAGGUACGGGACACUGGUAUCUAUGCCUGGAGGCAGGACAGGUGCCAUGUGUUUGCCAGCACCUGUGACCCCAGUGUGGCUCACCCGGACCCAACCAAGCUGCCCCAGAACACCAUGGUGGAGCUCCUCAGCUUUGAGACAUAUGUUAAUGAACUGAAGCAGUUUAAAGAGAACAAUGGUAGCUCUCCCAACUACACCAUCAACAUGUGCUUUGGAGAGAAGUUUCCUGAUGGAAAACCUUUGGAGAAAAAGCUCAUCGUAGUCAAGGUGGUCCCUCUGAUCUGCCGACACUUUCACGAGAUAGCCCAGAUGGAGGGGGCUUCGUCUCUUCACAGCGCCAACGUCAGCCUACAGAUCUCAAACAACAGCCUGAUAGAUCUUAUUUACUCUGUCUUUGGUCUGCCAACAGCUGAGGACCCAGCACAGGCUGAGGCACCUUUUCUGCCUCAGAUGUGAUUUUUUUUCUCUCACUCCAUCCUAAUGAUGACUAUUUUACUCCCUAUGGGACACACUCCCUGCUGUUAUGUAAAGCUUCACUAAAAAGUUUGGCACCCUGUUGAAUAUUUUUACCUGGAGCAGGAAGACGCAAACUUUAACGUUUAAUCACAACUAGUCAACUACAUUUCCACCUUCCUGCUUUACAUCAUCUCUUUUUCACUUUAUGAUCACAUUAGACACAAACUUUAGGCAAAAACUGACACCCAUCACUACAAAAGUAAAAAGUGAACUCCUCCAGUGUUGUACUGUUACAUUACCUAACUUAAAGGCCAAUGGCCUUGCCUUAAAAUUCACUUUUAUAUCAUUACUGUAAAUGUCAAAUCAUCUCUUAAUGAAAUGUGUCAUUUAACUGUUAUAUGUAUAUAGAAAACACUUGAUGCCUAACACGGUGGGAAAUCCUGUGUAAUGUAACAUUUUUGCUUUAUGAUCACAUAUUUAUCAACUUGUAAAAUGCAAAAUAAAGGUUUUUUGUUAUUUGUUAUGUAGACAUUGACUGCCCUGCAAUAUGUCUAUGUGUGUGGUGAACUGUUUUGCACUUCAGAAUUUGGUAACCUCUGUAUUCUGCUGGUCGUUUUUGCACUUUUCAUACUGAAUUAACUAAAAUAAACUGUUUAUCCUUGAAUCAGAUUUCAGUU
Plectropomus leopardus (leopard coralgrouper) is the source of this 2115-nucleotide messenger RNA. RefSeq names its product interferon regulatory factor 7 (gene irf7). Gene Ontology annotation, molecular function: DNA-binding transcription factor activity, RNA polymerase II-specific; protein binding; RNA polymerase II cis-regulatory region sequence-specific DNA binding. Gene Ontology annotation, cellular component: nucleus. Lineage: Eukaryota; Metazoa; Chordata; Actinopteri; Perciformes; Serranidae. Gene Ontology annotation, biological process: regulation of transcription by RNA polymerase II; immune system process. The record is from RefSeq and is a predicted model, not a curated record.